AUGCCAUUCAGUCGCAGAUCUCGCUACAUCAGCUUUGUAAAACAACGAACGUCAAGAGUUGCUCCUGCGCGAUUUGCUUUUGCUCUCCACGUCUUCUCUAAUCCUCGGGCUAUCUGCUAA
Messenger RNA from Chondrus crispus (carragheen), 120 nucleotides. RefSeq lists its product as hypothetical. The record is from RefSeq and is a predicted model, not a curated record. Lineage: Eukaryota; Rhodophyta; Florideophyceae; Gigartinales; Gigartinaceae. The transcript has a single exon. Bases 1 to 120 code for a protein of 39 amino acids.